AUGACAAAAUCGAAUUUAUCACUUUGUACAACAAUUGAUAUAACAAAAUCGAAUUUAUCACGGGAUAAAUUCGAUUUUGUCAUAUCAAUUGUUGUACAAAGUGAUAAAUUCGAUUUUGUCAU
Messenger RNA from Racocetra persica, 122 nucleotides. The record is from the annotation of a GenBank genome assembly. Lineage: Eukaryota; Fungi; Glomeromycota; Glomeromycetes; Diversisporales; Gigasporaceae.